UUCAUUUUCUUAUUUGGAAAAUCGUGAGCCUGUUAUGGACAAUCCAGCGGACGCAGCGAUUAUUGAAUCUGAUGUUGACGAGAACGAUGAUCUACAACCAACUUAUUACUCCUUCCCACCAGAAAGCUUGUCGGCAACCGAGACGCCACAUAAUGAGUUGGAUUUACGUAGCAGUGCAGCUUUCGAUGAUAUUUCAAACUUCCCUGAAUUACAUCAUGUCAAUGCUCAGAAGUUCUUUGAAGCUCCACCAACCCCAAAGCGCAAUCCAAAGCAUCGAUUCUAUAAGCAAAAAUCUUACGCUAUUCUGACAGCUGGGGAACGAUUGGAAGAAAUUCAAUUAAUCGAGAGCAAAAAGGCUGAAGCAACAAAAUUGAAACAAGAGAGAGCCGAGAAACGAAAAAUGGAUAAAAUCAAGAAAGAAGCUGCAGCAGCCGCAAGAGCGAAUGCAAAGAAGAUGAAAGAGUUAGAAAAGGAAAAGAAAAAAACUGAUAAAAAAUCUACCAAGAAGCGGUCUAAGAAGUUGUUAGUGUAAUACGAAUGCAUAAAUGUAUCUUUGACACAAUGUAAAAUAAAAUAAUAAUCCACCAAAUUGAAGAAUAAUAAAAAGCAAAU
This is a messenger RNA of Armigeres subalbatus, 612 nucleotides long. RefSeq lists its product as uncharacterized. The coding region runs from base 35 to 532 and encodes 165 amino acids. NCBI's taxonomy places the organism in Eukaryota, Metazoa, Arthropoda, Insecta, Diptera, Culicidae. The transcript is spliced from 2 exons. The record is from RefSeq and is a predicted model, not a curated record.